Molecule: messenger RNA, 1481 nt
Organism: Hevea brasiliensis (rubber tree)
Lineage: Eukaryota; Viridiplantae; Streptophyta; Magnoliopsida; Malpighiales; Euphorbiaceae
Product: 3-methyl-2-oxobutanoate hydroxymethyltransferase 1, mitochondrial
Exons: 5
Coding region: 147-1235 (362 amino acids)
Biological process (GO): pantothenate biosynthetic process
Cellular component (GO): mitochondrion
Molecular function (GO): magnesium ion binding; 3-methyl-2-oxobutanoate hydroxymethyltransferase activity
Source: RefSeq, a predicted model, not a curated record
AUUAAGAUCCAAACAAAAGGGUAAACGAUCUCGUCAUUCGUCGCACCAAGCGCACUGGCCGCCUUCCUCACCGACAAAUUCGAUCACUUCUUCUAUUUCUCAUUCUCUACCUCCCCCACACACUCUCUCUCUCCCUCGCUCCCGAAAUGGCGCUCUUCACCAAACUCUACAGGUCGCCUUCCAUUGUCAGACCGCAUUAUCUCUUCCAUCGCCUCCGCUGUAUGAGCAAUGUCCCGGAAAACACCGUCUACGGAGGACCAAAGCCCCAGAACCCUAACCAGAGAGUCACUCUAACCCAUUUGAAGCAAAAGCACAAGAAGGGUGAGCCCAUAAGUGUUGUAACAGCAUACGACUAUCCCUCUGCGGUGCACCUCGACAGAGCCGGCAUCGAUAUUUGUUUAGUCGGUGAUUCGGCCGCCAUGGUUGUUCACGGUUACGAUACCACUCUCCCUAUCUCCCUUGAGGAGAUGCUAGUCCAUUGCCGCGCUGUUGCUCGCGGCGCCAAAAGGCCACUUCUCGUUGGUGACUUGCCCUUUGGCACCUAUGAGUCCAGCGCCAAUCAGGCAGUUGAUACGGCGGUUCGGGUUUUGAAGGAGGGAGGAAUGGACGCCGUUAAGUUGGAAGGAGGUUCACCCUCAAGAAUUACAGCUGCCAAAGCUAUAGUUGAGGCUGGAAUUGCAGUUAUGGGCCAUGUAGGACUCACUCCUCAGGCCAUCAGUGUUCUUGGGGGAUUCAGGCCUCAAGGGAAGAAUAUUUCCAGUGCUAUCAAGGUUGUGGAGACUGCAGUAGCUCUGCAGGAAGCAGGGUGUUUCUCUGUGGUUUUGGAGUGUGUACCUGCGCCUGUAGCUGCUGCAGCAACAUCUUCUCUUCGAAUUCCCACCAUUGGCAUUGGAGCAGGGCCGUUCUGCGGUGGCCAGGUGCUAGUUUACCAUGAUCUUCUGGGAAUGAUGCAACAUCCACAUCAUGCCAAAGUUACUCCAAAAUUCUGUAAGCAGUAUGCACGUGUGGGAGAUGUCAUAAACAAAGCUCUACUUGAAUAUAAGGAAGAAGUAUCAAAUGGUUCAUUCCCUUGUCCUGCCUAUAGUCCAUAUAAAAUCAGUGCAGCAGAUAUAAAUGGUUUCGUGAAUGAACUACAAAAGCUAGGUUUGGACAAGGCAGCAUCAUCAGCUGCUGCAGCAGCUGAGAAGAUAAAAGCAGCUGAAUUAUUUGAUGUUGGAAGUCCAGCAAAUGACUGAAUAUGGACCAAUCUAGCAAAUCUGCCUUUUUAUUAGUACCAGAAGAGCCCAAUAAUUCUUCAAUGCAUUUACAAAUGCUAGGCUAGAAAUGAUGUUAGUGCCUAGUUUUGAAAAUUCCCACGACUUUUUUUUUCUCAUGUAUGAAAACUGAGUUACGUCAAGUAGUUUCCUGAAGUUAUACUUGCUAGUUAUGUCUAAACUGUGAAACCGAGCGUAUCAGAAAGUAAUGUCAACUUUUAUUGGGAA